GACAUGUCAGGUAUCCCAUAAGAGCUUUUGUUCAGAACCAACUACAGUGUUUCAGGUGCCAAGUGUAUGCUCAUGUUGCAGCAGUAUGUAGGAGGGACAUUAUUAGGUGUGAGAAGUGUACAGGAGGGAAUGGGACAAAGGAGUGGGUAGUUUUGUUGGAAAAGGUGGUGUGUUUCAAUUGUGAAGGUGCGCAUGUUGCUGGGGAUCAGAAAGGUCAUGUGCAAGUGAGACAAUUUGAGGUUGCCAGGGUUACAGUGCAGAAAGUGUCUCAUGCUGAGGCAGUGAGGAAAGUAGAUGUUGAUGGGGGAAAAAGUGAGGCCGGGAAAGGGAGCCUGAGAGGAUCCCUGUGACUAGUAGGCCAGUACAGAGUGACCUGGACAAUUUGAGCUUUAGUAAGGUUGGCUUCUUGUCGUUUAUUGCUAUGGUCAUUAACUGUACCACACAGAUGGAGAAGAAAUCCAAGAAGAUAGGUUAAGUAAUAGCAGCAGCAGAAAAGUUUUUGGGUGUCAGAGUGUUUUGAGAGAAGGGGUUCCAGCCUCCCAGGCCAACAGCCUGUAGUGGGAUAUAUCUAGGGUUAGAUGGUGGUGCAAUUUCUUUUUCCCCCAUUUGUGUGACCAAAAUGUGCAAUUCGCUCUCCGACCUGGGAAAGGCAGCAAAACGUCUAGUCUGCCGGAAAACUACACGAAGAAGAGCAAUUAAACGGAAGUGAACAGUGAUCAAGUACAAUUUUUACAUUAGCGUUUAUGUUGUUGUUAUUCAGACGUUUAUUAACACACUGCACAGCAUCACAUACUUACCCCAGGUAGUCUUAUAUUCGCGUUGGAGACAGGACAGGUUGAUGUUAUCUAGGUAAAGCUAGGUUCUAACAAUGGCUAACUGUAUGGUUUUUCACACUCAAAUAGCCUCCAUCAUGGAGGUGUUAGCGAAUGCAGCCGUGGCAGAGGUCUGUAAACUCGUAGACGAUGACUAUGCAGUGUUUCGUUUGGAAAUAACUCAAAGACAUAAAGAAAACAGGGCAUUGCAGAGGAAACUACAGCUACUUGAACUGAAGGUAUCACGGGACCGCGCAGACAAGAUGAUGCGAGAGCGCAUUCUCGCCAGUCGUCCCAGAAGUGUCAAGAUCCUCGACCGAUACAGAGGAACCGCAAGAGGUGAAGGACAUCUCACUGGAGGCCACAGGAGCUUUGUGAAGUCAGCGGAACACAACACAUGGAGAGAUGACCAACCAAUCACUGUUGAUGAGGGGAGUGGAACCUCUAACCAGCACUUUAUCAUGAUAGAGGAUGCAGAGGCUGCAGGUCCUGGGGUCAAGCUGGAGAGGUCUCAAGAAGUGGAGGACCCACAGCACAGCAGAGACAUCCAUACUGGAACGGCUGGAGCUCCCCCUGUAGCCACGGAGGACCCCACCACCGCCCCAGUGCCACCCAUUACCCGACGAAACAUCACGGAGGAGGAGGAGGUGCUGCUGGUGAAGGAGGAGGGGUGUGAGGAGGGUCUGGGGAAACCUGAGGGGACCAUGGUCAUGGAGAACAACCAGACUACACCUUCUCCUGAACCCCCAGUGGAACCAGCUGAGCAGCACAGGACCACACACAGUCUCACUGAGUCAGUAGACAUGGAGGAUGGAAAGCCUGAUAUGCUGCUAGUCAAAGACGAGACAAUAGAAGACGGACCAGAGAGCAUUGACCUGCUGAGUGGACUAAAGAUGGGGGAGCAAGGUGGUUGGCUGGAGGCCAACAGAGGAGACUGGGUGGCCAUCUUGGAUUCCCAGAGCCAGACGGGUGCACUCAAUGGCCUGGGGGAUGACAUCACUGAGCAAGCCAGGACCAGAGGCGACGUAGUGGUCAGUGGAUGGGACAGUGUCCUCAACUCUGGGCUGGGGAACAACACUGUUAACCACAACCAGAAACAGACUGUCGAACACAAAAUAACAGCUGAACUUAGUCUUCAUGACAACAGACUGGCUGAGACCAGGGUAAGGCGUAGAUUUGGUUUGCGGGGACGGGGAGGUGUCUGUAUGAGAACAGACACAGACUCAGCUAGCGAGUCAUCCUGCUCCUAUAGUUGUGAUUCAGAGAGACUGAUGGCGCCUCAGGUUAACCCCCUAACAGGUGCUGCCUUCAGCCUGCCUUCUAUAGGAUCUAUCAAUUGGAACAUGGACCCUGCAACAACACAGACACUCCCUGGCCUUCAUCCUCCUCACACUCUCCUAAUGUUAAACCAGACCUCAGACAAUGCAAGUACCUCAACACUAAAUGGCUACACAAGCCCAUUGACCAAUGACAGUAGUAGAGACAGAAUCAGUAAAGGUGGCAUCGCCAAAGAGAAGCGCUUCCCAUGUUCGUUCUGUGGGAAAACCUUCAGUUUCCCCAAACAAGUAGAGAUCCACCAGAGGAUUCACACGGGGGAGAAACCAUACGGCUGCCACCUGUGCUGGGCCAGUUUUUCACACUCGUUCAGCCUGAAGAGGCACCAGAGGGUCCAUACAGGGGAGAAGCCAUUCAAUUGCCACCUGUGCCGGGCCAGUUUUUCACACUUGUUCAACCUGAAGAGGCACCAGAGUGUCCACACAGGGGAGAAAUCCUGAAGCUGCCCCAGUGUGAGAAGAGGUUCUCCCACCAGCACCAGCUGAAGAUGCACCUGAAGGUCCACAAGGGAGAGAGGCUGUUCGCCUGUACGCACUGCGGGAAGAGGUUCUCAGAGGAGAGACCUCAGGAUACACCAGCAGAAAACAUGGCCCAUGUAUAGAGUAUAGUGAUAUGUAGUACUGGUUAGUGUGUUUGUAGUUAAUUCUGUUGCUUUUGGAUGUAGUAGGGAACUAGAUGAGGUGAACUCCACCCAGCACAGCUAGAAGAGGACUGGCCACCCCUCAGAGCCUGGUUCCUCUCUAGCUUUCUUCCUAGGUUCCUGCCUUUCUAGGGAGUUUUUCAUAGCCACCGUGCUUUUACAUCAUGCAUUCCUUGCUGUUUGGGGUUUUAGGCUGGGUUUCUGUAUAGCACUUUGUGACAUCUGCUGAUGUAAAAAGGGCUUUUUUAAUACAUUUGAUUGAAAUGUGAUUGAACUGAGGAAAGAAUGAGUAUGAUGAGGCAGAGUAGAUGAUAUGGUAAUGGUUGGUGUGAUGCUGUCUGUAAAAAUAUUUCACUAAUGAAGAAUGACAAACUUAGUCCCUUUAGGUUGACAUUGGUGUUAUAGUGAGAUCAGGAUGGUGCCUUAUAAUGUUAAACCUUUUCCGAAGUAUUCUAAAAUUCAUUUUUAUCAAAGUAAGGGUUCCAGAUUUACAGAAAAGUUACUAUAGUGAGAAAAGUUAAUUUACUUGUAUCGUUUUGUGCAAUAAAAGUACUGUACUUCAUUAUGCAAGUAGAUUUGUUGAAAUUAUAUACAAAAUUGACUCUG
Molecule: messenger RNA, 3393 nt
Organism: Oncorhynchus nerka (sockeye salmon)
Lineage: Eukaryota; Metazoa; Chordata; Actinopteri; Salmoniformes; Salmonidae
Product: zinc finger E-box-binding homeobox protein zag-1-like
Exons: 6
Coding region: 869-2587 (572 amino acids)
Source: RefSeq, a predicted model, not a curated record